AGCCAUAAGAAAAGAGUCGAAAGAGCAAAGGAUGAUGGCUUUUAAGAGUUUGGUUAUAGUUCUCAUAAUUUUCUCUCUCUUUGGUCUUAAUCAAUGCCAACACGAUCUGGAACAUCCCAAGGGAUACGAAAGGUGUGUUAGAAAAAUGAUGGGAGAGCCAUGGACACUUGAGUUUCUGUGUUGUGUCGAAGAUCCUAAAACUUGCUUCGCUGGCUUUCUAGAGGAAGCAUGCAUCAUAAGGUGUCCGCCGUUGAAGAAAAGAGGACCAAAGCCGCCGUUGAAGAAAAGAGCACCAAAGCCGAGGUGUCCGCUCUUGAAGAAAAGAGGACCAAAGCCGCCGUUGAAGAAAAGAGCACCAAAGCCGAGGUGUCCGCUCUUGAAGAAAAGAGGACCAAAGCCGCCGUUGAAGAAAAGAGCACCAAAGCCGAGGUGUCCGCUCUUGAAGAAAAGAGGACCAAAGCCGCCGUUGAAGAAAAGAGCACCAAAGCCGAGGUGUCCGCUCUUGAAGAAAAGAGGACCAAAGCCGCCGUUGAAGAAAAGAGCACCAAAGCCGAGGUGUCCGCUCUUGAAGAAAAGAGGACCAAAGUCUGAUUGCCAACACGAUCUGGAACAUCCCAAGGGAUACGAAAGGUGUGUUAGAAAAAUGAUGGGAGAGCCAUGGACACUUGAGUUUCUGUGUUGUGUCGAAGAUCCUAAAACUUGCUUCGCUGGCUUUCUAGAGGAAGCAUGCAUCAUAAGGUGUCCGCCGUUGAAGAAAAGAGGACCAAAGCCGCCGUUGAAGAAAAGAGCACCAAAGCCGAGGUGUCCGCUCUUGAAGAAAAGAGGACCAAAGCCGCCCAUGAAGAAAAGAGGACCAAACGCGCCUCCCCCACAUUUUCUAUAG
This is a messenger RNA of Brassica oleracea var. oleracea, 883 nucleotides long. Its product is annotated as serine/arginine repetitive matrix protein 1. The record is from RefSeq and is a predicted model, not a curated record. Bases 32 to 883 code for a protein of 283 amino acids. The transcript has 3 exons. Lineage: Eukaryota; Viridiplantae; Streptophyta; Magnoliopsida; Brassicales; Brassicaceae.